AUGGCCGCGGUGGAUGUGCUAAGAUUGAAAAGACGGCCGGAGUUUCCAGACCCAAAAAUCUACUUCUACAAAAACCAUCCCAUCCAAUACAUCUCCCUACUGGGACUAAUAACCUCCCGAACGGAAUUCCCCACCGUUACGAUCCUCACCCUUGACGAUAGCAGCGGUGUAACGCUCGACGUGGUCGUUCAGAAAGCUACCCCCAACUCCACUCCCUCAUCUACUUUACCUACUUCCUUUACUCCCACCCAGCAUAUCUCCCCCACAACCUCCCUCGCCCUCGACAUAAGCCCCUACGCACCAGGCACCUUCGCGCACCUCAAGGGCACCAUCAGCACAUUCCGCGGCGUGAACCAGCUCCAACUCGAGCGGGUAUUUCCGGUCCGGGACACGAACGCCGAGAUGCGGUUCCUGGAUCAGCGGUCGCGGUUUUUGGUGGAGGUGUUGGAUGUGCCGUGGCGGUUGGGGAGGGAGGAGGUGGAGAGGUUGAGAAGGGAAUUGGACAUGGAUGAGGAGGAGGAGGAGGAGAGGGUUAGACGGAAGAGACGGAGACGGGAGGAGAGGGAUCGGAGGAGGAUGGGGAAGAUGCGAGAGAGAGAGGAGAGGGUGGGGGUUAGGAGAAUUAUCGAGGGGAAGAGGGUGGAGGGGGUAGGUUCUGGUGGAGCUGGGGGUAUAUAA
Messenger RNA from Aspergillus niger, 678 nucleotides. RefSeq lists its product as uncharacterized. The coding region runs from base 1 to 678 and encodes 225 amino acids. The record is from RefSeq and is a predicted model, not a curated record. Lineage: Eukaryota; Fungi; Ascomycota; Eurotiomycetes; Eurotiales; Aspergillaceae. The transcript is spliced from 2 exons.